This is a messenger RNA of Ectocarpus sp. CCAP 1310/34, 1518 nucleotides long. NCBI's taxonomy places the organism in Eukaryota, Phaeophyceae, Ectocarpales, Ectocarpaceae. The record is from the annotation of a GenBank genome assembly.
AUGCCCACAUGUAGAAUGAGGGCAGUCUCAGUAGCAAGUGGCGGCUUGUACUCCUUCGGCAAGAACGAUCACGGACAGCUCGGCCUCGAGGGUGGCGAGUCCAGGUUUGCACCGGUGCGGCACCGAACGUGCACGUCUGUGGUAGAGCAGCUGGCCUGCGGGUACUACCACACUGUGGCGCUCAGCAGGGCUGGGGAGGUGGUCGCAUUCGGUCGCAAUGACUACGGGCAGCUAGGGCUUGGGCACAGGGAAAGUACCUGGCAAGGGGGCCAGGUGCCCGACCUCGCGGGAAAGCGAAUCAUCCAGGUCGCCUGCGGCUCGUACCACACCGUCUCGCUCGAUGACGAGGGUCGAGUUUACCCCUUCGGGAGAAAUAACCAUGGGCAGCUAGGGACAGGGACGAGAGAGGAUGCCUGCCGGCCGUGCUUUGUCGAGGGGCUCUCCGAAAGUUUCGUGUGCCAGGUGGCGGCGGGGUUCUACCACACGCUGUGCCUUACGGGUCCGCCUCUGGAACGCAAAGCAGGGAUCGGCAAUGCCUUCGUCGUCCGCGACUCCAAGUCGCUGAGCUCCGACCUCUACCGCCUGCUCAACAACCCAUCCCGGAGCGACGUGGCGUUUGCCGUGGACGGGAAGGUCGUCUACGGGCAUAGGUGUAUUCUUGGCGCCCGCUGUGAGCCCCUGGGGCGCAUGCUGGACGGCCCUAUGAGGGAGGCGUGUUCCGGCGGGGGAAGCAUUCCCAUGCCGAACCACAGGCAUGCCGUCUUUCUGGCCUUCCUCGAGUACAUUUACACAGAUAAGGUCAUUGCGCUCGGAGCCGACUCCCUUGAUCUAGAAUUCUGCCUGGACCUGAUGGACCUUUCCGACCAGUACCUAAUGGGGUCGUUGAAGCGACUGUGCGAGGACGCCGUUCUGAGAAAUAUCACGGUGAAAAACGCGUGCGAGCUUUUUGUCACCGCCGAGGCACGGCUGGCCCUGUCCCUCCGAGACAGGUGCCUCGACUUCAUCGUGAGGAACUUUGGGUUGGUGUCGUCGACGCCCGGUUUCGGCUCGCUGUCUCCGCCGGUAAAGGCGGAAGUUGCGGCGGCGGCGGCGGCGGGGGCGGGGGCGGGGGCGGGGGCGAUGGCCUCUACGGUGACAAAUUCUUGAUGCGGAGUUCUGCCCAAGCUGAGGGUGUUUGGAACGAGUUGGAGCUUAAGAAUCCAAUAUGGUCAACAACAGAGCCCAAAAUGGAGACGAUGACGUGUAGAGCACCUCUCGCGCCACCUUCACGCGUGUCGAUGCUGACGAAACACGGUACCACUCUACUUCGGUGACUGCCUUGAUGGAGGUUGUCUCUGCUUGGUUUGCAUUAUCUUAUUGUAAAAGUCUGGGCUUUCGGGCCGUUCAUGGCUUGUACGACUGCCGUCAGCUGCCGCGUGCGUAUGCGAUGUUUGUUUGUUCUCGUUCGUUACGAUUUUUGUCGCACGCACAAGAAAUAGUUGCUUGGCCGGUGCAAGUGCCGGCUCUUGUUCGCUUGGG